This is a messenger RNA of Drosophila nasuta, 8277 nucleotides long. RefSeq names its product Kinesin heavy chain 73 (gene Khc-73). The transcript has 19 exons. Gene Ontology annotation, biological process: microtubule-based movement. The record is from RefSeq and is a predicted model, not a curated record. Bases 1239 to 7166 code for a protein of 1975 amino acids. Lineage: Eukaryota; Metazoa; Arthropoda; Insecta; Diptera; Drosophilidae. Gene Ontology annotation, molecular function: ATP binding; microtubule motor activity; microtubule binding.
GCCACGCUGUCGUUAUCGGUAGUCAGAGCAGGUUGAGAAACCAUUAUAAAAUAAAUAGCAAAAAUUCAAGUGAAACGAUGCGAAAAACAUAAUCGCAAACAAAAAAUUGUAGAAAAUUAAUGCAAAACGACGCGUAAACGACAACUAAAAAUUGCAAUUGUUAAUUGAAACAUAGUGUAAACGAAAAAGAAAAUUGCGCAGCAUAAAAUUCCCAGCUUCAGGAAAAGAGCCAUAAAAAAUCGAUUCUCCAACGAAGUCACAGUCAGUCAUACGGGCCCAAGCACAAGCAAGAAAGAGAGUGACUUUUCGCGCGGGCGUCGGUGGAGCGCGCCUUCCUCCUCCCCCCCCAUACAACAGUGCUUACAGUUUUAGAUAUAUUUAUUUUCAUUUUUUUUUGCCAAAAGUCCACCUAAAACUGUACGUGUAUAUGUGUGUGUAAUUGUUGUUUUGUUUGCGAAAGCAACGCAACUAAAAUCGGGCAGGACAACAACUAUAAUUAUAAUUAGGCAAACAAUAAAUGUAAUUUUUGGGCAAAUAUAUGUGACAACUCUGUGCAAAUAAAGAAGAUUCCAACACAAAUUGAGCGACAAUAACAACGAACCGAAAAUAAAGAGACCUGUGUGUACAGUACAUACACAAAUACAAACACAAACACAUGCAUACGCUAUGCACCUACAUGUGUGUAUGUGUGUGAGAGUGUGUAAUGAAUAACGAAAGUCAAGAAUGAAAUGGAAAUAUUUGCCUCGCAAUCGCAGACCGCCCCACAUGACGUAUUACUUGGAGCGUUAGAGCAACUGUUAUUCGUGUGCGUGGCGCUAAUUGAAUCGUUCACUCAAUUCGGCGGAACAACAAAAACAAGAACAGCAAAAAUACUAAUACUAAUACAACAAUACACAAGUUUGAGUCGCGAGUCCCUGUUUUAGUGACUCACCUGCCCCAAAAAAGACGAUUGCGUGCUACUGUGCCACACAUAAUUCUCGGCGGGUUCACAAGCUAACGAAAUCAACAACAGCAACAACAACAACACCAACUGGAUUAUCAAACAACAACAGCAACAAUAACGAAUACCGUCCCAGUCAUAUCCCCUUUUUUAGUGUGUGUGUGAGUUGGGUGCAUGAAUCAGACGCACCCACACACCUAUCCACGCACUAACACACACUAAUAAAUAUACGCAUAGGCGUCUGAAGCGUUGAAGUAAAAGUGAGAGCAGCAACAGCGAAGCUUCAAGGCCUUCCACGAUGUCAAGUGAUAAGAUCAAAGUUGCUGUGAGGGUGCGACCCUUUAAUCGCCGUGAAAUCGAAUUGGGUACAAAAUGCAUCGUCGAAAUGGACAAACAGCAAACAAUACUCCAAAAUCCGCCAACGCUGGAGAAAAUGGAAAGAAAACAGCCAAAGACAUUUGCAUUCGAUCAUUGCUUCUACUCACUGAACCCAGAAGAUGACAGCUUUGCGUCACAGGAGACGGUUUUCGAUUGCGUGGGACGUGAUAUACUGGAUAAUGCAUUUCAGGGUUAUAAUGCAUGCAUAUUCGCCUACGGCCAGACAGGUUCUGGCAAAUCGUAUACGAUGAUGGGCUCACAGGAGAGCAAGGGCAUUAUACCGCGACUCUGUGACAAACUGUUCUCGGCGAUAGCGAACAAAUCUACACCAGAGCUGAUGUACAAAGUUGAGGUGUCCUACAUGGAGAUUUACAAUGAGAAAGUGCACGAUCUGCUCGAUCCGAAGCCAAACAAACAGUCGCUAAAGGUGCGCGAACACAAUGUGCUUGGCCCAUAUGUCGAUGGAUUAUCCCAGCUGGCAGUCACAUCGUAUCAGGACAUUGAUAACCUCAUGACCGAGGGCAACAAGUCGCGUACUGUGGCCGCCACCAACAUGAAUGCCGAAUCUUCGCGCUCCCAUGCCGUCUUCUCGGUGGUGCUAACCCAGAUACUCACCGAUCAAGCAACUGGAGUUAGUGGCGAGAAGGUCUCUCGCAUGUCCCUCGUCGAUUUGGCUGGUUCCGAGCGUGCUGUUAAAACAGGCGCUGUUGGUGAUCGCCUCAAAGAAGGCUCCAAUAUUAAUAAAUCGCUGACUACUUUGGGUCUGGUCAUCUCCAAGCUGGCCGAUCAAUCGAAUGGCAAAAAGGGUGCCAACGAUAAGUUUGUGCCGUAUCGUGAUUCAGUGCUGACCUGGCUGCUAAAAGACAAUCUCGGCGGCAACUCCAAGACAGUAAUGGUAGCCACCAUUUCUCCCUCGGCGGACAACUACGAGGAGACGCUAUCCACGCUACGCUAUGCGGAUCGUGCCAAGCGCAUUGUCAAUCAUGCCGUUGUCAAUGAGGAUCCCAAUGCUCGCAUCAUUCGCGAACUGCGUCACGAGGUGGAAACGCUGCGCAGCAUGUUGAAGCAUGCCACCGGAUCGCCAGUGGGUGAUGUGCAGGAUAAACUCGCUGAGAGCGAGAAUCUGAUGAAGCAAAUCUCGCAAACCUGGGAGGAGAAGCUGGUCAAGACCGAACGCAUUCAAAACGAGCGACAGCAGGCACUGGAGCAGAUGGGCAUCAGCGUACAGGCCUCAGGCAUUAAGGUGGAGAAGAACAAGUACUACUUGGUCAAUUUAAAUGCAGAUCCGUCCCUCAACGAGCUGUUGGUCUACUACCUAAAGGAACGCACGUUGAUUGGCGGCCGCAGCAUUAGUGGACAGCAACCGGAUAUUCAGCUAUCAGGUCUUGGCAUACAGCCGGAGCAUUGUGUCAUCACCAUCGAGGACAGCGGACUAUUUAUGGAACCCGUUCAGGGUGCACGUUGCUUUGUCAAUGGUUCGGCGGCAUCGGAGAAGACACCGCUGCAGAACGGUGAUCGUAUUCUGUGGGGUAAUCAUCACUUUUUCCGAGUCAACUCGCCCCGGGUGGGCAACAAUGCCAGCAUGUGUGCUUCAGAACCCCAGACACCCGCACAACUCAUCGACUACAACUUUGCACGCGAUGAGAUCAUGCAGAAUGAGCUUAGCAACGAUCCCAUACAGACAGCGAUUGCUCGCCUUGAGCGUCAGCACGAGGAGGACAAGCAGGUAGCGCUAGAGAAACAGAGACAAGAGUAUGAGCGACAGUUCCAGCAGCUGCGCAACAUUCUUUCGCCAAGCACACCCUACGCUCCAUAUGCACCCUACGAUCCCCUGCGUAUGGGCAAAGUGACGCCUAAUACGCCUACCUCGCAAAUGCGCGUAGAGAAAUGGGCACAGGAACGUGAUGAAAUGUUCAGACGUUCGCUGGGACAGCUUAAGACGGACAUUAUGCGAGCCAAUUCGCUGGUGCAGGAGGCAAACUUUCUGGCCGAGGAAAUGGAGAAGAAAACCAAGUUCUCGGUAACCUUGCAAAUACCGCCAGCCAACUUGAGUCCCAACAGAAGGCGUGGCGCAUUUGUCAGUGAGCCAGCGAUUCUAGUGAAGCGCACAAAUUCAGGCAGCCAAAUCUGGAGUAUGGAGAAGCUAGAGAACAAGUUGAUUGACAUGCGAGAAAUGUACCAGGAGCACAAGGAGCGCAUACUCAAUGGACUGCCCCUUAUUGAGACAUUCUCAGACGAUGAGUUCGACGACAAGGACGAUGACAAUGGCAAGCCACAGGAUCCGUUCUAUGAGUCGCAAGAGAAUCACAAUCUCAUUGGCGUGGCCAACGUUUAUCUGGAGGUGCUGUUCCAUGAUGUCAAGCUGGACUAUCACACGCCCAUUAUUAGCCAACAGGGAGAAGUUGCCGGUCGACUGCAGGUGGAGAUUCAACGCGUUGCCGGCCAAAUGCCACAGGAUCGCAUGUGUGAAUCGGUGUCGGAAACGUCGUCGGCAGAUUCGCGUGAUGAAUACGACGAUCCCGUUGACCCAAUGGCCAAUCAAAUCACCUGUCGUGUCACCAUCAAAUGCGCCUCCGGCUUGCCGCUCUCCUUGUCCAACUUCGUCUUUUGCCAGUACACAUUCUGGGGUCACCAGGAGAUGGUGGUGCCAGUGAUCAAUGCCGAGUCCACAGCGCACGAUCAGAACAUGGUGUUCAAGUUCGAGCAUACCCAAGACUUUACGGUCAACAUCAACGAGGAGUUCCUGGAGCAUUGCAUCGAAGGAGCUCUUUCGAUUGAGGUCUGGGGACAUCGCAGUGCCGGCUUCUCCAAGUCCAAGGGCUGGGAAGUGGAGCAACAGCAGGCUAAGGCUCGUUCCCUGGUCGAUCGCUGGGCGGAAUUGUCACGCAAAAUCGAACUUUGGGUCGAGAUACACGAGCUGAACGACAAUGGCGAGUACUCGCCCGUGGAGGUAACCAAUCGCAACGAGGUGCUCACUGGAGGCAUCUACCAGUUGCGACAGGGACAACAGCGUCGUGUCAAUGUGCGUGUCAAACCAGUGCAGAACUCUGGCACAUUGCCCAUCAUUUGCCAGUCCAUCGUCAAUGUGGCCAUUGGCAGCGUGACAGUUCGUUCGCGGUUGCAGCGUCCAUUGGACUCUUAUCAGGAGGAGGAUCUGACAGUGUUGCGCGAGAAGUGGAGCGAGGCGCUGGGUCGUCGUCGCCAGUAUUUGGAUCAACAGAUACAGAUGCUGAUCAAAAAAGAGGAGAAGAAUGAACAGGAACGCGAACGUGAGCUGAGUCUUGUGCAUCAAUGGGUAUCGCUGACCGAGGAACGCAAUGCUGUGCUGGUGCCGGCACCAGGAUCGGGUAUUCCGGGCGCACCUGCUUCAUGGGAGCCGCCGUCUGGCAUGGAGCCCCAUGUACCUGUGCUGUUUCUCAAUCUAAAUGGUGAUGAUCUCUCCGCACAGAAUACCAACGAUGAGUUGUCUAUUUCGGGCAUCAAUUCGAUUCUCUCCAAGGAACAUGGCCACAAAUUCUACACGCUGCAAAUUCUACAGCAUCUGGACAAAGACGUGUGCUGCGUGGCCAGCUGGGACUCGUCCAUGCACGACAGCCAGGCGCUGAAUCGCGUGACCGAGGCAAAUGAACGCAUCUAUCUGAUAUUGCGCACCACGGUGCGUUUAUCGCAUCCUGCACCCAUGGAUCUUGUGCUUCGCAAGCGUCUCAGCAUCAACAUCAAGAAGGGACAAACAUUGACAGAUCGUCUAAAGAAAUUCCGGUUGGUGCGCGGCGAGAAUGCGAUUUGGCAGAGUGGCGUUACCUACGAGGUGGUCUCAAACAUUCCCAAGGCUUCGGAGGAGCUGGAGGAUCGCGAAUCGCUGGCCCAACUGGCUGCCAGUGGCGAUGAUUGCUCGGCUUGCGAUGGCGAAACAUACAUAGAGAAAUAUACUCGCGGCGUCUCGGCGGUGGAAAGCAUAUUGAUCUUGGAUCGUCUGCGUCAGAAUGUCGCUGUCAAGGAGCUGGAGACGGCUCACGGACAGCCGCUGUCGAUGCGCAAGACAGUCUCAGUGCCGAACUUCUCACAGGCGGUCAAAGACACCACCACGACCGGGAGUAUUAUGCGCUUCGAUGCCUCGAUGGAGUCGCUGCUGAAUGUGGGUCGCUCCGAGUCCUUUGCGGAUCUGAACAACACGGCGCUGGGCAACAAGUUUACGCCAGCACACAGCGGAGCAGGACCAGGAGCAGGAGGUGUCAUACGUAAUCGUCACAGCUUUGGUGGAAAGGGAAGCACCGACGACUCACCGGGCAAGGCCUUUGGCAUUGGCUCUAUACUGUCAGCGCGCCCAACAUUUUUGAAUCUCAAUUUGAACUUGAACACAUUGAGAAUUGCGCCAACAAAACCUUCUCCGGCCACGAGCAAACUGCUUGGCAUGCGCAUGACAACGUUGCACGAAGAGCCAUUGGGUGGACAUCGAUCGUUGGAUGAGGAGCCCGAAGACAGCUACAGUGAUUCGGAAUAUGCUGCUGAAUAUGAGCAGGAACGGCAGCAGAACAGAGGCUUGGCCACACGCUCCCGUCUGACCGCAUCCAAGACCAUGGACUCUUUCAUGGACGUUAGCAGUCAUUCGAAUCAAAGCUACUUGAGUUACACAUCCAGCGCCAAUGCGAACAUGAAGCACCUGACUGGACUGGCCACGCUCAGCAUGAGCUCGUCCACCAGCAGCGGUUACGGCUCCCAGGCAGUGUCCUGCAACAAUCUGAGCAAUGAGGACAUCACUUCUAUGCGUUCCAUGAGCAUUGACGAGACUCCAGAUUUCGAUCGCAUCAACUCAAAUUCACCGCCAAAUCGCCAGGCGCGUGUAAAUCCCUUCCUUAAAGACAUGCCAAAGGCCAAAACGCUUGAAGCAGAGUCAAAGAAACUACAGCAGACCCUGACACAUCCAUUGGAGCAGUCAGAGUCCAAGGAGAAUGCACAAAGCGAUGAUGAAUGCGAACAAUUGCAGCGCAACAAUAACAACAAUGUGAAUGCCAAGUUGCCAGUGACAGAAUUGCCCCAGGAGUCGGGGCAAGAACAGCAGCCCCAACCACAGCAACAAGAGGAGGAGGAGGAGGAGCAACAGCCGCUGACUCAUGCGACGGAGCACGUCACGGACAAUCAAAAUGGCAAUAAAUCGAUUGAGAUGGAUAAUUCGCUUGACACUUCCGAGAUAAUCGAGUCAGCUGAGCAACAGCUUGAGGGCGAUGGCAUUGUGAGGGAGCAGUUGCCCGAGGGCAAAGUGAUGCGACGCAAAAAGUCAACAACGCAAACACCGAACAAUUGCGAUAGCAGCAACAACAACAAUGGCAAUGGCAACGGCAACGGGAAUGUCAACAAUACGAAUCAUGUGACACGCAACAAUCAGCGCGCAUCGGUGGCCAAAAUGGAGGGGCUGGGCGCUUAUCUGGAUGUCAACACCAGUGUCAUGUCGAGCAGCACAGAAGUGGAAGAUGAAAGCAAGGAGCUGGACGUGUCCCUGCCCGAGUGGAUUGUCGUAGGCGAGUCAGUGCUUAUACGUCCGUAUAAUACUAGCGGCGUUGUUAGCUUUGUUGGCACCACCCACUUUCAGCCCGGUGCCUGGAUAGGCGUUGAGCUGGACACGCCCACGGGCAAGAACGACGGUUCCGUGCAGGGCAUACAAUAUUUCCAGUGCAAGCCCAAGCAUGGCAUCUUUGUGCGUGCCGACAAACUGCUGUUGGAUAAGCGUGGCCGGGCGAUGCGCGCUUACAAGGCGGCUGAGAAGAGCAACAGCAUCAGCAAAGAGAUGAGCAGCUCGAUGACACGCUCAAAGAGCCGUGGCGAAUCGCUAAAUGUUUCGGCGCGCAAAUGAUUAUAUCCAAAAUGUUCGCAUCAAAUGCAGCGUUGGACUAAUUGCAGGCAAUCGACGCUCGUUAGCAAUGUUGGAGUUGGAAUGAAUGCAAGUGCAACUGCAAAUGCAACAACGACUCCAUCGACCUGCCACAGAUUGCGUGCAACCAGUGGCGCUGCGGAUGCGAACACUCAUGGCAAAAAAUGCUAUGCCAAUCGACGCUCGACGGCCUUCUAAGGUCGCCGCAACCGCCAACGAUGCACAUCGUCCAGCAACGAACAAUGCGGAGCAUUAACCAAUCACACGCUAGCUUAACUUAUUCACUUACUCUCACCCACACACCGCAAGCCUCCGCACACCCGCUCACAGACACCACACAACACAUUCUGCUUCAAAAUGUCGUCGUUGUUGUUGUCCGACGGUGUCUAAAGCAGCUAGACAAAAAAAUGAACAGAACAACUAACCAACUAGUAAUUAACUAAAUGCUCCCCUUGCGUCUACCGCUCUUAAUGGAUAGUGAAGCUAAGUGCGAGCGUUUGCGCAGUUGCAUCAAUCAAGUGCAAUACCACGAACACUUUCAAUACACACUUAGCAGCAGUAGAAACUAAACUAAUUAAUCAAAUCGUUUAAAUCGAGUAUGUACUAUGUAUGAAUGUGCGUGUAUGUUUGUGUAUGUUUCCUAAUCGUUUGUGUAUUAUUCUUAAUUCAAUUGGUUGAGUUCGAGUAGUUAAUUAUGAUGUUUGCCGAUGUUUGCUUUUUGAUAAAGCACAAUUGAUGAUUAUAUUUUUGUACCGAUUAAUUAAUUGCCCCUAGUUUAAUUAAUUCAAUUGUUUUUUGGUAUAUACGAGACUACUUUACUUUAAUAAUUACCACUUAUUAUUAUCAAUGUAUAUCAAUGUGACUUGGUUUAUCAACUACAUAUAUGAGCUUAUUUUUAUUAUUGUUAUGGACUAUAUCAAAUAUAUGAAAUCAGUUGUAUAUAAAUAUAUUUAUGCAAUAAGUUUUACGAGACAUGCAAUAUUUUUUCAAAUAUAUCUCCCAUUCUGUUUAGCGCAUUUAUACGUAUCUAUAAUGAAUAUGAAUAUGUAUUUCAAUUACAAACGAUACAAACCAAUACAAUAUUAGUAUAUUC